Messenger RNA from Onthophagus taurus, 1171 nucleotides. Its product is annotated as fibrous sheath CABYR-binding protein-like. NCBI's taxonomy places the organism in Eukaryota, Metazoa, Arthropoda, Insecta, Coleoptera, Scarabaeidae. The record is from RefSeq and is a predicted model, not a curated record.
UCGUCACUUGAUCAAAUCGCAUAUUAAAAUUAAAGAUUAUCUCUUGAAGUAGACGUAUAAAACAGGGUAAUUUGCGUUGAGGAUAAACAGUAGCGAAAAGAUGUUGAAACACACGGUAGUUUUCUUACUUCUCGGGCUUUUGGCCCAUUCUUACGUAUUACGCUUCGAUACUGAAGAGGGCGCACCGCCAGCUGAAGUAUUACCAAAUGGUGAAGAUGAAAUCAUUGACAUCAUUGAUGAUAUUGUUAAGGAUGAUGGAGCUCCACCAGCGGAAGUUCUGCCAAAUGGUGAAGACGAAAUUAUUGACAUAAUUGACGAUGAAGGUGCACCACCAGCUGAAGUUCUGCCAAAUGGUGAAGAUGAAAUCAUUGACAUCAUUGAUGAUGAAGGUGCACCACCAGCUGAAGUUUUACCAAAUGGUGAAGAUGAAAUUAUUGAUAUCAUUGAUGAUAUUGUUAAGGAUGAUGGUGCGCCACCAGCGGAAGUUUUGCCAAAUGGUGAAGAUGAAAUUAUUGAUAUUAUUGAUGAUGAAGGUGCACCACCAGCGGAAGUUUUACCAAACGGUGAAGAUGAAAUCAUUGAUAUAAUUGAUGACAUUGUUAAGGAUGAUGGAGCUCCACCAGCAGAAGUUUUGCCAAAUGGUGAAGAUGAAAUUAUUGAUAUUAUUGAUGAUGAAGGUGCACCGCCAGCUGAAGUAUUACCAAAUGGUGAAGAUGAAAUCAUCGACAUCAUUGAUGAUAUUGUUAAGGAUGAUGGAGCUCCACCAGCGGAAGUUUUACCAAAUGGAGAAGAUGAAAUUAUUGAUAUUAUUGAUGAUGAAGGUGCACCACCAGCGGAAGUUUUGCCAAACGGUGAAGAUGAAAUCAUUGAUAUCAUUGAUGACAUUGUUAAGGAUGAUGGAGCUCCACCAGCGGAAGUUUUACCAAAUGGUGAAGACGAAAUUAUUGACAUAAUUGAUGAUGAAGGUGCCCCACCAGCGGAAGUUUUGCCAAAUGGUGAAGAUGAAAUCAUUGACAUAAUUGAUGAUGAAGGUGCACCACCAGCGGAAGUUUUACCAAACGGUGAAGAUGAAAUUAUUGACAUCAUUGAUGAUGUUGUGAAAGAUGACGGAGCUCCCCCAGCGGAAGUUUUGCCAAACGGUGAAGACGAAAUAAUAGAAAUAAUUCCAUAA